Bursaphelenchus xylophilus (pine wood nematode) is the source of this 399-nucleotide messenger RNA. NCBI's taxonomy places the organism in Eukaryota, Metazoa, Nematoda, Chromadorea, Rhabditida, Aphelenchoididae. The record is from the annotation of a GenBank genome assembly.
AUGUGCUUUGAAUCCGAAUACGAGCGCUUGCUUGUCAUAGACGAAGAUUCCGAUGACUCUACGAGCAGAAUGUAAGCUUUUUAGUUUUUUUACUUGGUUUUUGACCGGCAACCAACCGGAUGUUGCCUCCAGUUUUUAUAAUUCCUUGAAAAAAAGGCAUUAUAAUUAAAACUUUUUGAUUUUUUCGCCACAGUUGAAGUCCUUAUAAUGUAAGCUAAUUUUUUUAUAUAGUAGUUCAAAACCAUUUUUAGACUUGCAUUGCCAAGAAAGGUCAAAUACACAACAGUCCAAUGGAAAAAAGCUGGAAGAGCUUCCCGAAGAUUGAUCUCAAGAUGUGGGCGAUUCUUUGUCCGAUCGCUUCUGCUUUUUUUCUGCAUUAAGUUUGAAAAGAAUGAGUAA